AUGACUUACUGCCCACCCCAGGAUUGUUAUCCCGAUAUAUGCCCACGUCCAUGUAUUGACGUCCGCAACGAGCCGUGUAUCUCAUCAUGCGGAGAUUCGACUGCAGUGGUCUAUGCGCCACCAGUUGUUGUGAGAUUCCCGGGACCAACUAUGGCUACAUGUCCUCAAGACAGCUUCGUAGGAACCUCCUUACCAAAUUUGCCAAUUAGACCUGUGGGCUCAUAUGGUGGCUCACAUACUUAUGGGGGAGGUUAUGGUGGUGGUUAUGGGGGAGGUAACAGUGUUGUUGGUUAUGGUGGAGGAUUCGGAGGCUCAACUGGUUAUGGGGGAGUUUAUGGAGGUGGAGUCGGGGGUGGUUAUGGGGGUGGUUAUGGGGGUGGAGCCGGGGGUGUUUAUGGGGGUGGAGCCGGGGGUGGUUAUGGGGGUUGUUAUGGAGGCUCAUAUGGUUCUGGAGGUUCACGUGGUUAUAGCAAGAAGUCAUAUCGUAGCAUUUCUGGAGGAGGAUAUUCUGGAUUCAACCGUGGAAACUGUGGGCCAUGCUAA
This is a messenger RNA of Emys orbicularis (European pond turtle), 543 nucleotides long. RefSeq names its product scale keratin-like. The record is from RefSeq and is a predicted model, not a curated record. Gene Ontology annotation, molecular function: structural constituent of cytoskeleton. Lineage: Eukaryota; Metazoa; Chordata; Testudines; Emydidae. Gene Ontology annotation, cellular component: intermediate filament. The coding region runs from base 1 to 543 and encodes 180 amino acids. The transcript has a single exon.